Messenger RNA from Notothenia coriiceps (black rockcod), 464 nucleotides. RefSeq names its product CAD protein-like. Lineage: Eukaryota; Metazoa; Chordata; Actinopteri; Perciformes; Nototheniidae. The record is from RefSeq and is a predicted model, not a curated record. Gene Ontology annotation, molecular function: allantoinase activity. The annotation marks the transcript as partial. Gene Ontology annotation, cellular component: cytoplasm. The transcript has 3 exons. Gene Ontology annotation, biological process: purine nucleobase catabolic process.
GUCUGAUCGAUGUGCACGUCCACCUGCGGGAGCCCGGGGCCGAACACAAGGAGGACUUCUCCUCCGGUACGGCUGCUGCUCUGGCAGGAGGUUUCACCAUGGUGUGUGCCAUGCCCAACACCUCCCCCGCCAUCACCGACGCCAACACUCUGGCCCUCGUACAGAAGCUGGCCAAAGCGGGCUGCCGCUGUGACUACGCUCUGUACCUCGGCGCUGCUUCAGAUAACGCCGCCAUCCUGCCGUCCAUCGCCAGCCAGGCGGUGGGUCUGAAGAUGUAUCUGAACGACACGUACUCCACUCUCAAGAUGGACAACGUGGCUCUCUGGAUGGAGCACUUUGAGAAGUGGCCGAAGCAGUAUCCCAUCGUGGCUCACGCUGAGAAGCAGACGGUGGCUGCCAUCCUGAUGGUGGCUCAGCUCUACCAGCGGCCCGUCCACAUCUGCCACAUCGCCAAGAAGGAGGAG